This is a messenger RNA of Centropristis striata (black sea bass), 2464 nucleotides long. It is a transcript of the gene abcd3a, whose product is annotated as ATP-binding cassette, sub-family D (ALD), member 3a. The record is from RefSeq and is a predicted model, not a curated record. Gene Ontology annotation, biological process: very long-chain fatty acid catabolic process; fatty acid beta-oxidation; peroxisome organization. Bases 85 to 2064 code for a protein of 659 amino acids. The transcript has 23 exons. Gene Ontology annotation, molecular function: ABC-type transporter activity; long-chain fatty acid transmembrane transporter activity; ATP binding. Gene Ontology annotation, cellular component: peroxisome; peroxisomal membrane. NCBI's taxonomy places the organism in Eukaryota, Metazoa, Chordata, Actinopteri, Perciformes, Serranidae.
AUCCUGUACCGCGUCAUCUCCCUCUGAUAGGGUAUCUGACUGUAGUGAACUCCAGCCCUAUCGGUGGUUGUGUCAGUCAGAAUCAUGGCGGCCAUCAGUAAAUAUCUGACUACCAAAAACUCCUCCAUAGCGGGCGGUAUUCUGCUGGUUCUAUACCUGCUGAAGCGCAGAAGAAGGACGCUCCAACGGGACGGGAGAAAAGCAGGAGCAGACGUGGUGCUGAACACUGUGAAAGAUGGCAAAAAGGACCGAGCAGCAGUGGACAAGGUUUUCUUUCUCCGGAUCUUCAGGCUUCUGGGGAUCAUGGUACCCAAGUUUUUCUGCAAGGAGACUGGUUAUCUAGUCCUUAUCGCGGCCAUGUUAGUGGCCAGGACCUAUUGUGACGUAUGGAUGAUCCAGAACGGCACCAUGAUUGAAAGUGCAAUUAUCGGUCGCUCGACAAAAGAUUUCAAGACCUUCUUGUUCAGCUUUAUCAAAUUCAUGCCACUUAUAGCCUUGGUCAACAACUUCCUCAAGUUGGGUCUGUACGAGCUGAAGCUGAGGUUCCGCGAGAGGCUCACAAAGAACUUGUACGACCAGUACCUGCAAGGUUUCACUUACUACAAAAUGGGAAACCUGGACAACCGGAUAGCCAAUGCAGACCAGCUGCUGACACAGGAUGUGGAGAAGUUCUGCAACAGUGUGGUGGACCUGUACUCCAACCUCAGCAAGCCUCUGUUGGAUAUCGGUCUGUACAUCUUCAAGCUGGCUAGUGCCAUCGGUGUUCAGGGUCCAGGCAUCAUGAUGGCCUACUUGCUGAUCUCAGGUCUGUUCCUGACCAGACUGAGGAGGCCGAUAGGCAAGAUGACGGUGACGGAGCAGCGCUACGAGGGAGAGUACCGCUACGUCAACUCUCGCCUCAUCACCAACAGUGAGGAGAUUGCCUUCUACAACGGGAACAUGAGGGAAAAACAGACUAUUUACUCCACGUUUAAGAAGCUGGUGGACCACUUGCAUAACUUUAUCUUCUUCCGUUUUUCCAUGGGGUUUGUGGACAGCAUAAUAGCCAAGUAUGUGGCCACCGUAGUGGGUUACCUGGUGGUCAGCCGCCCAUUCCUAAACCUGUCAGACCCCCGACACCUGAAGAGCACACACUCUGAGCUGCUGGAGGACUACUACCAGAGUGGGAGGAUGCUGCUGAGGAUGUCCCAGGCUCUGGGCAGGAUCGUCCUGGCUGGGAGAGAGAUGACUCGCCUCUCAGGAUUCACGUCUCGUAUCACUGAACUGAUAACAGUCCUGAAGGAACUCAACGCUGGCAAAUAUGAGCGCACCAUGGUCUCCAACCAGGAGAAAGAAUCAGACAGUGAAGAGAAAGUCCAACUGGUGCCUGGAAACGGUCACAUUAUCAACAGAGAUAACAUCAUCAAAUUUGACCACACCCCUCUAGCAACACCCAACGGAGACGUUUUGAUCAAAGAUCUCACAUUUGAGGUGAAAUCUGGUACCAACGUUCUGGUCUGUGGACCAAACGGCUGUGGGAAGAGCUCUUUGUUCAGAGUCCUCGGAGAGCUGUGGCCUCUGUUUGGAGGAAACCUGACCAAACCUGAGAGAGGGAAGCUCUUCUAUGUUCCACAGAGACCCUAUAUGACUCUGGGUUCUCUGAGGGACCAGGUGAUUUACCCGGAUACAGCUGAUGAGCAGAGGAGGAAAGGGAUCUCUGAUCAGGUGUUGAAGGAGUACCUGGACAACGUCCAGCUGGGACACAUCCUGGACCGGGAGGGCAGCUGGGACUCCAUCCAGGACUGGAUGGACGUCCUCAGUGGAGGAGAGAAGCAGAGGAUGGCUAUGGCCAGACUGUUUUACCACAAGCCCCAGUUCGCCAUUCUAGAUGAGUGCACCAGCGCAGUGAGUGUAGAUGUGGAAGAUUACAUCUACAGCCACUGCAGGACGGUGGGCAUCACCUUGUUCACAGUGUCCCACAGAAAAUCUCUGUGGAAACACCACGAGUUUUAUCUCCACAUGGACGGGAGAGGGAACUACGAGUUCAAGCCCAUCACAGAGGAAACGAAUGAGUUUGGCUCGUAACUGAACGCUGCCGUCAGCAACUGAUGCACUGCUCUGAUAACAGUCCAUUACGCCUUUGCACAAGUUCUAGCUAGAAAACAAUGUUUUUAAUCAUUUGUUUCAUUUAUUACUUGUUUUUCCUUUAGUUUCUAUUGAAAUGAUUACUUAAGUCCUGUUUAUUAAUUAUUAAUUUGUCCAGUGCUAUUAUGAGAAGAAACUUGUUUGAGUCCAGGUGGAAGUAUUCUACAGUGCUUUAAUCAUGUCAGCACAUGAUUCACAGUCAUAUCUUCACUAGAAAGAGAGAGACACACCUGUAGAUAUCACACUAGUCUUUGAGGCUCCAUGUCACCAUGAACUGUGUCCUAUGUGUCCACAUAUGGAAAAAUGUAUGGCCAACAUGAUUCCUAGACGUCCCAAGUGA